AUGGCGUCGAUCGGUGUGCCUCGAUUGGACCGGGAAGACUCUCGGGAGCUAUAUGCGGGGACUCCCGCUGCCUCUGCCGCAACGCCCCUCAAGGUCAUCAGCUAUGCCCAGACUCCAGACGGCUUCACAAGCGCAGCCCGAGGUUGGAACAGCUUCGCUCUUCAGGCCAACCCCAACGCAGCGCCCAGCUUCACGUUCGACCAGUCACAUGUCUUGACGCAAUGCAGCGUGUUGGCUUCAGGUGCCUUUAAGGGCAACUACGACUACUGCAGUCUCGACUCUGGCUGGUCGGUGGGAGACCACGGUGAUGAUAAUGGCCGGAUCAUCUAUGAUACAAGCCUGUUCGACAUCCCAUCGCUGGCCAGCUCUCUUCACGAUCAAGGGCUCAAGCUGGGCGUGUAUGUUGUUCCUGGAGCCUUCAUCAGUGAUGCAAACAAGACCAUCCUUGGAACCCAGACCACCAUCGGGGAGGUUUGCACAGGUAACGAGGGCCUACUUCGCUGUGUCUUCGAUUACACGAGGCCGGAAACCCAGCAGUGGCACGACUCGGUCGCGGCCCAGUUCGCCUCUUGGGGCGUCGACUUUGUCAAGCUUGACUUCGUCACUCCUGGUUCGCCAGACAAUGGCCAGAGCCUCCCAGCAGACCAGAGCGGCUCAGUCGUCGCCUGGCACAACGCCAUCAAGAACAGCGGCCGCCAGAUGCGCCUCGACAUCUCCUGGAAGCUGGACCGCACUCAGAAGUACUUUGACAUCUGGAGCGAGAACGCCGAUUCCAUGCGGACAGACCAGGAUCUUAACAACUCCGGCUCAAACGUCCUCGUCGCCUGGGGCACUGUCCAGCGCGCCAUCGAGAAUUACCGCCAGUGGAUCGUUGCCGGCCUGCAGUUCUACGACCAGCUCACCAUCUACCCCGACCUUGACAACUUGGUGUCCGGCAACCCGGAGAGCAUCUCCGGCCUUAGCGAUGGUCAGCGCACGACAGUUACCACGCUUUGGAUCGGAGCGGGAGCGAACCUCAUUCUUGGCAACGACAUGACCACGCUGGAUGACUUUGGCACAAACCUUCUCACCAACCCCGACGCCCUGCAAGUGGCCGCCUUUACCGCCCAAUAUCCCAUCCAACCUCGCAACCCCGGCUCAGGCGGCCAAGCAGCGACCCAGCUCCAGGCCUGGAUUGCAGGUCCCUCGCCCUCCGGCGAGGCGGUCGUCGUGCUCGUAAAUCUCGGCCCAGACAACGGCAACGGUGGUUUCGGAACGCAAACGAGCGGCGUCCAGACGGUGUCUGCAACCUGGCAGGAUCUGGGCCUCUCAGGCUCGUACAACGUGCAGGACAUUUGGAACAACCAGAGCUUGGGCGUUGUCAGCGACCAGGUUUCUGCUCAGCUUAACGAGGGCGACAGUGUGCUGCUGCAUCUGACGAAGGCAUAG
Molecule: messenger RNA, 1428 nt
Organism: Trichoderma citrinoviride
Lineage: Eukaryota; Fungi; Ascomycota; Sordariomycetes; Hypocreales; Hypocreaceae
Product: glycoside hydrolase family 27 protein
Exons: 3
Coding region: 1-1428 (475 amino acids)
Biological process (GO): carbohydrate metabolic process
Molecular function (GO): hydrolase activity, hydrolyzing O-glycosyl compounds
Source: RefSeq, a predicted model, not a curated record